Caenorhabditis remanei is the source of this 429-nucleotide messenger RNA. RefSeq lists its product as uncharacterized. Bases 1 to 429 code for a protein of 142 amino acids. The transcript is spliced from 2 exons. NCBI's taxonomy places the organism in Eukaryota, Metazoa, Nematoda, Chromadorea, Rhabditida, Rhabditidae. The record is from RefSeq and is a predicted model, not a curated record.
AUGCGAUCUCUGUGGGUGCUGGUGCCAUUUAUGGAUUGUAUUCAAUUGGCAAGUUCUUGCGACGAACCAUACCGUCUCCUUGGAACCAUUCACGACGGAACUGCUUGGCGGCUCCAUCUGGGGUGGGUUGGCAUUCCAAGAGUCGGGAGCACUUACCUCCUGUCCGAAGGCAAAGGCAUCGCAAGACACAGCCAAGAGAACAGCUUCCUUUGGGUCGAGGACUCCACAUGGUGGAUCAACUCCGAGUCUCUUCAUAUUGGUCGUCUUGAUUCCGUAUCCAAUACGGCGAGCCGACGAGUUGAUCACCUUGAUGUGGUAGGUGUGCUUGUCGUCGUAUGGGGCAUUGAAGACGAUCUUGGCGUUUGGUUGGGUCUGGAUGUCUCCUGGUGGGACGGAUUGAGCCAUGGCGUUGGUGUUCAGGGGUUUUGA